Molecule: messenger RNA, 1506 nt
Organism: Apis mellifera (honey bee)
Lineage: Eukaryota; Metazoa; Arthropoda; Insecta; Hymenoptera; Apidae
Gene: Idi
Product: isopentenyl-diphosphate Delta-isomerase 1
Exons: 3
Coding region: 193-870 (225 amino acids)
Biological process (GO): isoprenoid biosynthetic process; isopentenyl diphosphate biosynthetic process
Cellular component (GO): cytoplasm
Molecular function (GO): isopentenyl-diphosphate delta-isomerase activity
Source: RefSeq, a predicted model, not a curated record
AGGUAUAUAAAGCAUAUAUAAAAGAGAUGAUACAUGUAAACGAGAGUUAGUUUACAGUUAACGUUCAUUUCAGUGUUAUCUAAAUAAAAUACUUUAAUUGUGUAAUAAUAAGUGUAUAUUGUAAUAUCAAGAAAAAAUAAUUGUUUAAUAUAUAUAUAUAGGAAAAUAUUUUGCUGCAUUUUUUAGAAAAAAAUGAAUUUAGUAAGUACUGCUGAAGCUACUUUGCAGCUAGCUGCUUUACAAGAACGUUGUAUUCUUGUUGAUUCAUAUGAUAAAUCUAUUGGUGAUGCUACAAAGAAAGAGUGUCAUAUUGUUAAUCCUGAUGGACAAGUUUUACUUCAUCGAGCAUUUAGUGUCUUUUUAUUCAAUGAUAAAGGAGAAUUAUUACUUCAAAAAAGAUCUGCUAAUAAGGUAACAUUUCCAAAUCAUUAUACAAAUACAUGUUGUAGUCAUCCAUUAUUUGAAAUUUCUGGAGAAACUGAAGAACACGAUGCAAUUGGAAUUCGUAGAGCAGCACGAAGAAGACUCAAUUAUGAAUUAGGAAUUCCUCUAUCACAAAUAUCGAUAUCAGAUUUUGUAUAUUUAACUAGAAUUCAUUAUUUUGCAGCAGAAAGUGAAUGGGGUGAACAUGAAAUAGAUUAUGUACUAUUUAUACAAAAAGAUAAUUUAAAAUUAGAUCCAAAUCCAGAUGAAAUUAGUGAACUUUGUUGGAUAUCACAAUCAGAAAUUAACAAUUUUGUAAAAAAUCUUAAUGCUCCAUUAACUCCUUGGUUUAAAUUGAUACUUGAACAUAAAUUGCCAGAAUGGUGGAAUAAUUUGCAUUCGUUAAAAAAAUUACAAGAUCAUAAUACAAUACAAAGAUUUGUAUAAAAUCUUUUAAUUAAAAUCUUUUCAUGAAAUUAAAAUUAAGAAAUUUAAAUUAUAAAUAUUAAAAAUUUUUUUUUUUUCUUUUUUUUUAAACACAAAAUUUAUACAUUAUACAAUUAAAUUUUUUAUGUAGUAAGUUGUAUACUAUAAAUAUAUAUAUAUAUAUAUAUAUAUAUAUAUAUAUAUAUAAUACACUUUAAAUUGAUUUAUUGAUAAAUCAAUGAACAUUGAGUAAAUAUAAAUCAAGAAACAUAAUACAAUUUUGAUAACUUUUGUGAACAAUUACUAUGAAACAAUUUAUGAAUAUUUUUUGUCAUAAAAAAAAAUAAUUUUAUAAAUAUAUAUGAUAAAACAAAUCGUUUUAAGCGUUUAUUUUUUAUAAAAAUAUGUAAAUUAUUUAUUAAAUUAUGUCGCAUCUUUCCUCUACUAACUUGAAAUCUCGAAAUAGAAAAAUUUGGAAUAAAUGUUGUAUGUAUAAUACUAUAUAUAUAUUAUACAAUAUAAAAGAAUAAUAAAAUCUUUAAAAAAAAUAUUUAAUACAAACAAAUUCCAUUUAAAAAUUCCAUACAAAAUGUCUCGUACGCAAAUAAGUAAUUACAUAAGUACGGAAAUAUAACACGUAAGACGAUAAGCAACCCA